AUUUUAAUCUUGCACCGCCGGUGGCCGUGUGUUUAGGUCGAAAUUCCACCGUGGACGGCACUUGAUUCGGGAGACGCCCAAGUCCAAGUACAAUGUACAAUGACGAAACGUCCGGAAACGAGGGAAUAGUAGCAUAAACGCCCAUGGCCGCAGUUUAGAUCUAUUUACCGCAAAGAACUGACAACGGCAUUCGGCUUUUGGACCCCCGACGGUACAUCUCGUCCAAUUAGAGCUGAUGCAACUUUCCAUCUCAUCGUCUCUCUUCUGCUGGAAUUCACCGACCAGUGGAUUUAAUUGGGAGUCAUAAAAAAAAUGGAAACCACCAACAAAUCACACCAGCCUUUGUCUUCACAAAAUUCCAUCUAUACCAUUGAUGGUAGUCAAUUGCAGCUAGCCCCACCGUCGGAGGACAUGAAAGGGCCAAAAACGAAAUUGUUCGGGAAAACAUCGAAGAAACACUUAGAAGCGUUUUUAAUAUUUACAAUAUUGAUCAUUUCUAUUUUGCUAAUCGCGUUGUGCGUUACCAUUUAUCUAGUCGUUGAAACGAAACUGGGCGUUACACCUUACAUAUGUCUUACUCAUCAGUGCAUCAGAACUGCCUCUGUGAUACUGUCGUCAAUGAAUAAAUCGCAGGACCCGUGUGAUAAUUUUUACAAUUUUGUGUGCGGCAACUUCCGAACGGAGCGAGCAGCACCUGAUCCCAAUUGGGGUAACAGUUGGUUUAUGAUAAAUGAGGUUCUCAUAAAAAGGGAUAUUACGGAUUUUCUUCUUCAAAAAAGCCAAGACGAUGAUCCUGAAUUCGUACAAAAAGGAAGAACGUUAUACAACUCGUGUGUAGAUUUCAGUGCAAUGGAGGAAAAUGGGUUAGAGACCUACUGGGAUAUUCUUAACACGACCGGUCUGCCGAAGGACCCGUUUAGUAACCCAAUGUCAGCUGAACAAUGGCUCUGUUCUCUCGCUAAAAUACGCCGAUACACCGGCUUGAACAUAAUCCUGGGCGUGAGUGUAAAAGAAUCGAUUUCAAACAGUUCGACAAAUCAAAUCAUGUUCUCCACACCGGAUCAAGCUGAACAAAUAUUUACCGGAUUCCAUUGGGGCAACGAGAACAAGAAAAUAAUGAAGGAGUCUUUGACGGACGACGUGAAAAAUACAUGGGUUAAAUCAGUUGGUAAAAUUAUCCUCCUCGUUAUCAAAUCUGGGGGUGGAGAGAUAAAAAAAGACGAAUUGGAAGCGUCCAUUUCUUCACUUGUCGAUCUGAAUAGAGCACUCUGGAAUUUGGAGAAUAGUCCAAAUAUAUCGAAAUCCAUUCUCAACGAGAUUCCUGAAGAGAUAAGUGUUGAGGAACUACAAAUUUAUCUGGACAAAAAUACGGUAUCAGGAAAAUCGAAGUUGAACUUAGCCAAGUAUAUAAGUAUUCUGUACGAAGAUGUUUGGGAAGUGAAAAUUGAUUUGAAUCAGACCAAAUUGCAGGUCUUUCAGAAAUACUAUUUUCAACUGAUAUCCGAAUUCCUUGAAAAGGUCGAAGACAAAAAUAUUGGUAUAUACAUUUGGUGGAACGUCCUGGAAAAUUUGGCGCCCCACGUUAACAGAGAGCUUUCGGAUUUAAUAAACACAUUUUGGACCAAGCUGUUGGAUAUGGAGUACGGAGAAACUAGGAAUUAUUUUUGUUUGAGCGUUGUAAAUCAAUUAAUGGCGCCUGCUGCAGGGUUUUUCCUCGUCGAGAAAAUGGAAAACAAAACGAUUAACGAGAUCAUGUACCUAAUAGACGCUGUAAAGAACGUGUUUGCUGAAGAAAUCCGGACACUUCCGUGGAUGGAUGAUUCUACAAAGAGAUCCUCAAUUGAAAAACUGAAAAAAAUGUCUUCUUUCGUAGGCAUACCGGAUGUUAUGAGAGACGUAGACGAAAUAAAUCAAUUGUACAAUGUAACGUUAGAAGAAGACUCGUACUUAACGAACUUCUUGAACUUAAUCGACCUUCACAGCUAUGACAUGUUUUCCUCUUUGGCUGAAGAGAACAACUUUUCAACAGCAUUUUUUGAUCCAUUGUCAGUUAACGCUUAUUAUAACCCGAGUGCCAAUUCAAUUAGUAAGUAUGAUAAUAAUUUAAUGGUAUUUUCUAUUUUAGCUGUGCCGGCUGGAAUACUUCACUUUCCAUUUUACGAUUUGGGAACAGAAUCUCUUAUUUACGGGGCCAUCGGUACAGUGAUAGGUCAUGAAAUCACGCACGGAUUCGACAGUAUAGGUCGAAUGUACGAUAAAUCGGGAAAUGUGUACCCUUGGUGGUCGAAUAGGUCGGUUGAACAAUAUACUAAUCGGACAUAUUGCUUUGAAGAAGAAUACAACAAUUACGUCAUUCCACGUCUAAAUGCCACAGUGGAUGGGGUGUUGACGUUAGCUGAGAACCUGGCAGAUGACGGUGGUCUGCGGUUUGCGUACGGGGCGUAUAAACGAUACGCCGAAAUGGGAGAACAACAACGACUUCCAGGGCUCCAGGCCUUCUCCGACGAACAGCUUUUCUUCAUGUCAUUCGCAAAUCACUGGUGUUCUGACGAAACAGAUGAGAGCUUAAGCCAAAUCUUGAAACAAGACGAGCACAGCCCAGCUCUUGUGAGGGUAAACGUUGCCUUGCAGAAUUUCGGCCGUUUCGCCGAAGUGUGGAAAUGCCCGGCCGGCUCGAAAAUGAAUCCGUCCAAAAAAUGCAAUUUGUGGAAUUAAAUUGGAAAUUUUACAACUGUG
Messenger RNA from Cimex lectularius (bed bug), 2736 nucleotides. Its product is annotated as endothelin-converting enzyme homolog. The coding region runs from base 313 to 2715 and encodes 800 amino acids. Gene Ontology annotation, molecular function: metalloendopeptidase activity. Gene Ontology annotation, biological process: protein processing. The transcript has 21 exons. Gene Ontology annotation, cellular component: plasma membrane. Lineage: Eukaryota; Metazoa; Arthropoda; Insecta; Hemiptera; Cimicidae. The record is from RefSeq and is a predicted model, not a curated record.